UCAAACACAGUGCAUCGCUACUUCGGUGCGGAACUUCAUGAUGUUCGGAUAUUCCAAAGGCCGAAGGCCAAAAAUUAAAACUGGCCCAGUGGCCCAUAUGUGAAAUGCCCAAAUUGCAGCUAGCACCGAGCCCUUGGUCCCUGCCUCUAGCCGCUAGGUCUCCGAAAGACUCUGUCUGACUCGCUCUCUGGCUCUCUGCGACUGUGCUCUACGCCUCAGAACACUCGUGUUCUGGUCUUCCAUUUGAGCAGACAAGUUGAGACCUGUGGAAGCAGACAAGCAAUGAAGCAGAUGACCUGCUGCCUCUCACGCCGGUCGGCGUUCUCUACAAUUCUUUAUUUCGCUUAGCAGACCGCAGUGCCCUACUGCCCCUUGCACCUAUGCCCCUAGCCCGCUCCCGAGUCCCGCCCUGUGCUGCGCCCUCCGCCCCUGCCUUCUGACUGAGCUGUCUUCCGAUUUUCAAAAGGCACUGCAGCCACUAAAAAAGAUGGGAAAGAAAGGAUCAAACACAAUUAAACAUGAUUCAAAUGGGAGGAAACAGAACCAUGUUAAUGCCAAGUCGAUGUUGAAACUGGAGCAUAUUAAGAAUCUUGCGGUUUGGGCCAGUGGUGAGACAUUCAUACCUUCUUUAGGCUGCUUUUUUGGCAUGAGUUUAGCUGCUUCCUCCCAGGCCUUGGGAUUGCCUCCUGACCCGACUUUUGUCCCUUGUCAAAGAUGUGAAUCUGUUCUUCAACCAGGCUACAAUUGUACUAUUCGAGUUGAGAAGAGCAACCCAAAGGCUCGUCACAGGAGCAAGACAUCCAGAUGCAGCCCACAGAAUCAUGUGGUGUACACGUGCCAUUUUUGUUCACACCGGAACCUAAAGAGAGGAACCCCAAAAGGCCAUAUGAAAGAAAUAUGCCCACAAAAGCCCAAGCCCUUAACCCAUAAAAAGUCAUCUGAAUCAAAGACUGUCACUUCAAGUAAUGGCGAUCAUGAUAUUAUGCUAGGCGGGUCUGUUGAAACGGCAGGUGAUCCUUCGACGCCUUCAUCGAUGAGAGUGGACAUCACUUUAGUGGACUCGAAGAGAAAGAGAAGGAACUGGUCAGGGGGAUUAAAGAAAAAGCCUGUUAGAUCUGAAUGUGCCUCUACCACCAUGACUACUACUACUACUACAACUACGGAUGGUAAUCAUAAAACCACUAUUGACACAGGUGGUAGCAAGAGAAAGAGAAAAUCUUGGACUAGUUUGAAGCACAUUGCUGAAAGUAAUGAACAUGAUGGUCAUAGUAGGAAGUUCUCAAAUGUGGUAGUCCCUUUUUUUGUGUGAGUUCAAAUUAUUUGUUCAUGCUUGUUGUUAAACUUCAUAGUGUGAAACUUGUGAUUCGAAAGUUUUGUUGUUGCUGUUGUUAGUCAUUUGAUGCACUGUUUCAUUUACUUAGUUGUGGUUCUCACAAAUUCAGGUUAAAAUACCUAAAAAGUGAACAAGUAAGAAGGUGAUAUUUCACCACUGCAGACUGUAUAAGAAUUUAAGAUGAGUAGUGAAAUGUUAAUUUGAGACUUUGAAUGAGUGGUCGGAAUUCGGAAA
This is a messenger RNA of Cuscuta europaea, 1567 nucleotides long. The record is from the annotation of a GenBank genome assembly. NCBI's taxonomy places the organism in Eukaryota, Viridiplantae, Streptophyta, Magnoliopsida, Solanales, Convolvulaceae.